Pyricularia pennisetigena is the source of this 1629-nucleotide messenger RNA. RefSeq lists its product as uncharacterized. The record is from RefSeq and is a predicted model, not a curated record. The transcript has 4 exons. NCBI's taxonomy places the organism in Eukaryota, Fungi, Ascomycota, Sordariomycetes, Magnaporthales, Pyriculariaceae. Bases 1 to 1629 code for a protein of 542 amino acids.
AUGGCUGAACGCAUCACCGAGUCCAAGGCAUCGACCCCUCUCGGAGUCGCUGUUUUUGCCAUAGUUCUCUCCGCCAUAUUUGUUGCGCUGCGGGUUUAUACUAGGAUCUACGCCAAGACAUCGUUUUGGUUGGACGAUUAUUUUACUAUUGUUUCUUUCUUUGUGCUACUUGGAGCAGUCGUAGGAGUAGGAAUAAUGACAGAGUUCGGUUUGGGAAAACACAUUGAAACCGUCGCCGAUGAUGAUGUUCUAUUAUUCAAACGAGCUCGUUUCGUCACUACGGUUCUCUACACCAUUGGCCUCCUCACUAUCAAGAUGACCUUCUUACUCCAGUACCUAAGGAUGUUGGGAGAUGAGUGGCGUGCUUACCGCAAGUUUUUAGCGAGUGCCCUUCUCAUAGGCCUCUGGGCCAUGUCCGAGGUCUGGGUGAAUGUAUUCAUCUGCAUUCCAGUAGAAGGCAUCUGGAACUCCAGUAUUUCAUCGUCAUGCAUCCCCAACGGACCGUACCAAUAUGUUUAUAUUUCCCUGGAUGUCAUCAGUGCCAUCGCCGUCUUCCUCUUCCCGAUCAUGUUCCUGCGUCACAUGAUAAUUGGAUGGCCAGAAGCAGUUGCUCUGGCAGCUGUAUUUACCCUUGGUAUAUUUGUUGUGGUUCUUCAAUUUGUCCGGCUGCAAUACGUCAAUCUUGGCAGGGAUUUCACCUGGACUUUCGCAGAGCGGGCCUCGCUCAUGGUAUCCGAGAUGGCAAUCGCACUCUUGUGCACUUGCGUGCCCCUUCUUCACCCGCUGGCCUACCGCCUCUUCCCGCGGUGGUUCUGCACCUUCGGCUAUGAAAAUGGCGACCGAAACAACAAGUCACCCCGGCGCGGAGAUAUGGAGAAAAGUCAUGACAACAGCCAUCAUAAGCACCACGACAACAUUACCUUGGGGACAAAAGGUUGGAGCAGCAGCGGCUUUGGCUGCGGUUUCCUUCGCGAUGCGGGAUCGCAACAAAAGAACCAAAACCACACGCCACACGAGGCGCUCGACGACGGCCGCCCGUCCCUUCGCCGCGACGACAGCGGCGACAUGUCGGACGACAUUAUGGGUCUGCAGUCGGCGCUCAGAGGUCUGAAGCGCAUCAGCUUCAACCGCAGCCAGAGCGAUGACGACGCCGGGAGGUCGCCUCAGCCGCAAAAUAGCAGGGAGCAGGCGACACAGUCCUCACGACCGGGCAUGGGCCGGACACACUGCUCGCCUUAUAUGCAAUCGCCAACCCUGGGGUGGGAACGGUCUGGUUCUUCUAUGGACGUGCCGCAGAAAAACCCUACUGCUGCAGCGAGGCCGCCGCCAUCGUCGAUGCCGACCAACAAGGGGAGGCAGACGACGGUGGCGUCUUCAAGGAGGCAAUCUUUGAGGGAUGAAAACGAGGCAAGACCGGUGCCACAUUAUGCCUCGGAGCAGCAGCAGCAGCAGCAGAACCACUCACAACGUCAGCAACAUCUUGGGGACCUUCAUCAUGGCACAUUUUAUAAUUCCCUGUCAGAUUCGCAAUCACCCUAUUACAACAAAAAGCUCCCAGUACCACCGAGACGUAUAACAGGAGGUAUGAACUUGUACGAGGAACAUCGAGUCAUAGCAAGGUUCGGAUAG